GUCAGUACUCCGAUGGACGUGCAAUCAACAACUUUGUCACUCUUAUCUCGUAUAAAUUUUUGAUUUAUCAAUGCUGUGUAUGUAAAUAUUGGAGCAUCGGAUGUAUCAACAAUUUUAACAAGACAGUUUACCUCGGAGUGAAUAAUCUGCUGAAUAAAUUUUCAAGCCUGUUGAAUUAUUCUUCAACGUGAAAACUUGUAACUCAUCCUUUUUUAUACACAACAGUUGAAUACAAGAUUUUACGAUUACAACUGCAAUCUAUUUGACAGUGAAUACAUAAAAUAUAAAUUAAUAAUUAUCAAUUUUGAUUUGAUAAUGCCAAUCGCUCGACCCUGACGGCCUGACACGUAACCGUUUUCAUCAAGUAUCAAGUGUACGACUGAUAUCACGUUGGUGUGAUUGUCAACCAAGUAAACUGAAUGAAAAAAUAGUUGGGUUGAAAAAAACGCAAUAUCAGAGUGUUUUUAUUAUCGUGUCAUAGCCAAUGGCAAAAGAAAUUUGAAAAAUAACUGGUAAAAAAAGUCACUAUCACUGGAGUUAUAUGUAUAUACCUGGUAGAACGCGCCGGAUGCCCGUAAAUUGUUGCGGCGUAUAAUUAAAGUCGUCUUGAGACGAGUGAGUUGGAUGAGAACGGCCGCCGGGACGACCUGCAACGAUUGCCGCCUAGUAAAAAAGUUGGUGAAAAACGAAGAUACUUUGGAAAGGAAGAGGAAAAUGUCCAGAUAACUACCGGAGAAGUACCAAGAAAUACCGACGAUUCACACCAACUAUUAUUUAUUUAUUUUAUUAACUUUUUUUUUUUAUUUGACGGGACCUUUGUGUAUAGUAUUUCUCGCGGAAUUAUUUUUCAACGUGGCAAGUGCGCUCAUUCGUGUAUAUAUUCUUGGGGUAGAAUCGUAACAUACGAGUGUCCAAUUGUGAUACCACGUGUAGUCAAUUUUACGUGCUGUGAUACACCUUGUGAUAUUUUCUUCAGCCAAAUGAAAAAUUGUAUAGAAUUGUCAUUGCUGUUAGAGUUUACUGCGAUGCAUUGCUUCGUAUAACAGAUAUUUCUACGCUUUCUGAUGGAAAAUUCAAGGAGACAGGCCUGCAAGCACUGAAGGAGCUAUACUAAAAACGAAUUAUAAUAUUUCCAAUUACGCUUCAAUUACGAAUGAAAAAAAGAUUAUCCAAUCGGGCGUGUAUAUAAUUACAAUUGUGAGAAAAAAUCCAGUAUUAAUAUCAACAAAUAUUCUUCAUCAUUGCUAAUAAUAGUAAUUAUCUGGAGGUGAUAAAAAGCCGGCAUAACGAGUGUCCAAAACGACACACCGGGUCAGGACAGGUGGACACUACAAAGUGUUGUGGAAAUGCGACUCAUACAGAGGCUAGCAGUCAGCGGUCUCGCAUCCGUGGUGUUAAUUGUCCUCUUAACUGGAACAUUUAUAACCAGGCGAGAUCUAGCAACUGUUGUAGACCGAGGGGCUGGCCCUGGAGAGAGAUCCGACCAGGUUAAUCCUGCUUGGGUCCCCGACAAUUCAAUUUCUAAGCAGGAUGAUAAGAUGAAUGAAAUCAAGGACAAACGUCCGGUCAAUGUGAGACACAGACCAGCCGAUUAUUUGGCACAAGAGUCAGCUGUUGUACCUAAACCCAGAGCUGAACCAAUUACUUAUUUCGUUGGAUCACCCAAUCCUCCAUUGGAUGAUGUUACUAAUCAGCGGCGAGAAAAAGUCAAAGAGAUGAUGCUGCAUGGGUGGAAACACUACGUCAGAUAUGCCUGGGGCCAGAAUGAGCUUAGACCUUUAUCAAUGAAGGGACACACUGCCAGCAUCUUUGGUACAUCUGCCAUGGGUGCCACUAUUGUCGAUGCUCUCGAUACACUCUAUAUCAUGGGACUGAAGGAAGAAUUCAACGAAAGCAAAGCGUGGAUAGCUAAGAAACUUGACUUUGAUAUUAAUUCGGAAGUAUCAUUAUUUGAAACGAACAUCCGUUUCUUGGGUAGUCUUUUAUCGUGCUACGCCCUUACUGGUGAUGUGCUAUUCAAAGAGAAGGCUCGUCAGCUGGGUGAACGGAUGCUACCAGCGUUUGAAACGGACACUGGAAUACCGCAUUCCCUCAUCAACCUGCAGACUGGGGCGAGUAGAAAUUACGCAUGGGCAAGCAGUGGCUGCAGCAUUCUCUCUGAAAUUGGCACUUUGCAUCUUGAAUUUGCGUAUCUCAGUGAUAUAACUGGCAAUCCAGUGUUCAGGAGUAAAGUGGAGAAUGUGAGAAAAGUGUUGAAAAGUCUGGAAAAGCCAAAGGGACUCUAUCCAAAUUACAUCAAUCCACGAACUGGAAAGUGGGGCCAACAUCACAUGUCGCUGGGAGGACUCGGCGAUAGUUUUUAUGAAUACCUCCUAAAAGCGUGGAUUCAAUCUGGAAAGGAGGAUAUAGAGGCGCGUGAAAUGUACGAUGAAGCAAUAGCGGCUGUUGUCAAAAAUAUGGUUAGAAAAUCGCCAAGUGGAUUGGUGUACCUGAUGGAUUUGAAGUUUGGUAGACCUGAGCAUAAAAUGGGUCAUCUAGCCUGUUUUGCAGGUGGAAUGUUCUCACUGGGAGCGAAAACAAAAGAGAAUCAAGUGGCAAAUAAAUAUAUGGAGAUUGCAGCAGGUUUAACAAAUACUUGUCACGAAUCCUAUAAUAAGACCCAAACUAAACUCGGACCCGAGGUCUUUCACUUCAUUGAGGGCAACGAGGCACGGAGCCUCAGAAGUGGCGAAAAAUAUUACAUCCUUCGGCCUGAAACAUUUGAGUCGUACUUCGUGAUGUGGCGGCUUACCAAGGAUCCUAAAUACCGAGAGUGGGGUUGGGAAGCCGUACAGGCGCUGGAAAAGCAUUGUCGUGUACCAGCAGGAUUCACGGGACUCACUAAUGUGUAUCAGCUAGAUUCACCAAAGGACGACGUACAACAGAGUUACUUCUUUGCCGAGACACUGAAGUAUCUUUAUCUGCUAUUCAGUGAUGAUAAUCUUAUAAGCCUUGAUGACUGGGUUUUUAAUUCAGAAGCGCAUGUCUUACCCAUCAAAGGAAAACCAUUCUACCGUGCUGAACCGAAAUCAUAAAUCAAUAUCAAUUCAAUUUUUUUCAAUACUUCGAUAGGAUUGUCAAUGCGUUGAUCGAAGAAAUAUUCAACUUAUUCGACGAUUGAAAAUUAGAUGAAAUGAAAACAAACUGUCAAUCGUCGACUAGAAUAAUUGUAAAUAAAUAAUUAUAUGGGUAAUGGCGGUGGUGAUGAGUGUGAAUAUUUGGGGUUUUUUUUUUAGUCGAAAUACCUGAUUGGGAUUAAUGAUUCCUUUCGAUUUUCAUGUGUGAAUGUGCAUGUUCAAUCAUGUGGCCUAAUUACUGAGGACGCUCGCUGAUUAUCCUUUUUUUAUGUGUACUAAUCCUUGUGUGUAAUGAAAUUCUUCAACUUGUGAAUUUGUUGACUCUUGUUGAGCUUCACGUAUCGUGUAUUAUAAUCGCCGAAGCUAUUGUAACGAAAUAGGAAAAUAUUAGGGUGAUGAAUUUAUGAAUGAUUACAAUUCAGUAAAACUGAUGAAUGGCUUCCAGAAGUUGAUGAAAAGAAUAAAUGAAACUCAUUAAAAAAUUCAACGUCUCCUGAUGAGACAAUCAACAUCUUCAGUCAUUCGGUUUUUCAUCUUAGUUGUCCCUCACACAAGUGCUCCUUCGACUGAAAAUUUUUUAAUUAUUAAAAAUUUAUGGAAAUUAAAUUUUUUUCCCUGAGAAAAAAAACAGAGUUAUGUAUGUAGAAAUUCAAACAUUUUAAUGAAUGAUUAAUGUUCGAAGCUGUAAGUGGGAAACAAAAUACACUUAACAAUCAUAAAUGCAAAUUCCAUUUUAUGCCAAUUACAAAAAUGUAUUCACACAACCAAACAGUGUGAUUGUGUGCAAUUUUCUUAUGAUUUUUUUUUGUUUUUUAAUAAUUGAAGAAUGAAUGAAUCACUUGAUUCCAACGAAGUGUGCAUUACAUUGAUGAGGUGCCAGAUGAAAAUGAAAACUAUAUAUACAUGUAUAUGUAUAUCCGGCAGUCAGUGAUUAAAUAAUUAUCGUAAGAAACAUUUAGCUAACAAUUUUAACGAAUUAAUGAAAAGAAGUUAAUUAGAAAAAGAAAAUGAUACUUAGAAGAAAUGUGUAUUGAGCCUAGAAGUGUACAUAAAAAAUUACAUGAAAGUCCUAUUCUGUAUGAGGUUUGUGGAGUAGUGAGUAUAUCGUACUGAUUAGCUCAGGACGAAUGCAAUUGUGUAGUUGUUGCAACGAAAAUGUAAAGUAUAAAUUUGAAAAGAACUUGAUUUCCUUUGCAUAAAGACAAGUUAAUUAUGACAUAAACAUCUUUUUAUUGUUUGUAAAACAAAUUUGUAGACGAGCCAAUAUUGGCCAACAAAUCUUCCGAAUAAAAUUAAAAAACUGUAUUACAUGAAUUUUAAUGGCAUUUGUGGUACUUAAGCGUGCCGAUGACUAUCAUAUUGCAUUGAUCAAGUUUUUAAAAAUAUAUUUUGCUGAAUUUUAAGUCUUCUGAUAACAAUUUGUUAUGAAAAAUGUAAAAUUACACUUUUAAUGCAAAUUCUUCCAAUGUAACUACUGUUUAUUGAGACAGAAUGUUUAUAUGAAGCGAAAAAGAAAAAUGAUAAUGUACGUACAUCUAUUUCUAAGAUUAGAAAUAGUCUAUUCAUUAUACAUAAAGUUUGCAAUUACUCAAUGUGACCACAACUCAUUUUUGUAUUAAACAGACAAACUCAGAUUUUUUUCAUCAAUGAAAGAAAGAACUACAAGAGAUGUAUCAAUGAAAUAACGAUAGUAAUAAUAUAUUAAAGGGAAACGUCUGAA
This is a messenger RNA of Diachasma alloeum, 4836 nucleotides long. It is a transcript of the gene alpha-Man-Ia, whose product is annotated as mannosyl-oligosaccharide 1,2-alpha-mannosidase IA. NCBI's taxonomy places the organism in Eukaryota, Metazoa, Arthropoda, Insecta, Hymenoptera, Braconidae. The record is from RefSeq and is a predicted model, not a curated record. Gene Ontology annotation, biological process: N-glycan processing; carbohydrate metabolic process. Gene Ontology annotation, molecular function: mannosyl-oligosaccharide 1,2-alpha-mannosidase activity; calcium ion binding. Bases 1347 to 3074 code for a protein of 575 amino acids. Gene Ontology annotation, cellular component: Golgi membrane; endoplasmic reticulum. The transcript is spliced from 9 exons.